This is a messenger RNA of Patella vulgata (common limpet), 7146 nucleotides long. Its product is annotated as protein bicaudal C homolog 1. The record is from RefSeq and is a predicted model, not a curated record. The transcript is spliced from 21 exons. Bases 124 to 2952 code for a protein of 942 amino acids. Gene Ontology annotation, molecular function: RNA binding; protein binding. NCBI's taxonomy places the organism in Eukaryota, Metazoa, Mollusca, Gastropoda, Patellidae. Gene Ontology annotation, cellular component: cytoplasm.
GGGGAGAGAAUAGCUACGAGAACGUAGCUAAAAACGUUGAGAUAUACUGAUGGGUUACACGGAGGGUUGAGAGAUUAAGGUUUGUUAUCUAGGGAGAGAAGUGCGAUGUUGUAUUUGGCAUGAAUGAGUCGGGUAACCCCAAGUGAGCCCCAUAUUGCGCGAGUUUCUUGUCCUACUUACCAUUACAAAGCCUCGUUUCCACAUGACAACAACUAUGCUAUGGCGGAAUGCCUUACCAUGCAUGUUGGCAGCAUGAGGGAAUCGCAGUAUAUUAAUGAAAAUAAUGGAGAUAUAUGUGACACAGCUUCCCAAGGAAGUCGAGAUGAAUAUAUUGAACGAGAUCCGAAUUUCGUCGAAGAUAGAUUUCGGGUGGAUCGAAAGAAACUCGAGCAAAUGCUCCAAGCACCCGAUGGAUUUGAUGACGAUGAAGGUGCAGAAGACUUCUUUCAGAGGAUUAUGGAAGAAACAAACACACAGAUAACAUGGCCGUCCAAAUUAAAAAUAGGUGCAAAAUCAAAAAAAGAUCCUCAUAUAAAAGUUAUUGGAUACCCAGAAGAUGUUAAAGUCGCCAAAGAUAAGAUUGUUGCUAUACUUGAUACAAAGGGAAACAGGGUAACAUUAAAGAUGGAUGUAUCCCACACGGAGCACUCCCAUGUGAUAGGAAAGGGAGGUAAUAAUAUAAAACGUGUGAUGCAGGACACUGGUUGUCAUAUUCAUUUUCCUGAUUCUAAUCGAGGCAGCAAUGUUCAAGAAAAAAGUAACCAGGUAUCCAUAGCAGGCCAGCCAAAUGGUGUAGAAACAGCUAGAGCACAGAUUAGGGAAUUACUGCCAUUAGUGUUUAUGUUUGAGUUACCUAUGACAAUACCAGAAACCACAACUCCGGCCAUUCAGCAAAUCCAAAAUACUUAUAACGUAACAAUUAGUAUUAAACAACGACCUCGUAUGUAUGUCACCACAGUGAUCGUACGUGGAUCAGUUAAUAAUACUAAAGCUGUUAAAGAAGCAACAUGUAGACUUGGUGAACAACUCACUGGUAAUGGUGCAUUACCGGUUAGCAUGCAGUUAGAAAUAGCACCACAACACCAUCUCUUUAUAAUCGGUAGAGGGGGUGUUAAUAUAAAACAAAUCAUGCAGAGAACAGGAGCUAAUAUACACUUCCCUGAUCCAAACACAUCUACACCACAACGAAAAGGCACCGUUUAUAUAACGGGCAAUAUGGAAAGUGUUGCUAUGGCCAGACAACAGUUAAUCGGCUGUUUACCACUAGUCUUAAUGUUUGAUGUAAAAGAAGAUAUAGAACUAAAACAAAGUCAGAUUUCACAGCUAAUGGAGAAGUUAGAUGUGUAUAUAAGUGUUAAACCAAAACCAAAGCAACCAAGCAAGUCUGUGAUUGUUAAAAGUAUAGAAAGAAAUGCUACCAAUAUGUAUUUGGCCCGGUUAUUUUUACUUGGAGCAGAGAUGGAAGAUUGGAAUAUUUCAGCUUGUAACCGUGGAAAUAAUACCAUUGGUUUGACGUCUGCUACUGGUCUGGGUUUGAACACUCUAGGGUAUAUAAGUCACAACAUGUUAAAUGUAAAUACAACCAAUUCACUGCUGAUGUUAAAUGGACAUAGAAGUCCAACUAGUCCUCAUAAUAUUCCCUCACCAACCAGUCCUAACCAUUGGUUGACAACCACACAUAAUGUGUAUAGUCCAUUAAUGGUUGUUACUCCUGCCACGUCAUGUACCGUCCAACAACCACUAAAUAUCAUGUCACAAUGUCACAGUGUCAUGUCGUCAUGUCAGAACAAUAGGUCACAGUUAAAUGGUUAUCAGAAUGAUUAUAAUCGAGCCAGUGCCUUUAUAUCUGUUUUACCACAAACAGGUAAUACAAGUCAAGGUCAUAGUAGCAAUAACAGUGAUUCUACUAGUCCACGUCACAGUCCACCUGGUAGUCCAAGUCCUAUAACCCAUAGUAGCCCUUGUCAUCCAGUUGAUUUAUCAGGUUUACAGACAGCUGGUGCUAUAGGUGAUAUAUUAAAUAGAGAAUCAACACUUACUAGUAGUGGACAUACAUUAGAUCUGCUAGGUUUAACUACUAUAGUACCACCAUUAACUAACUCACAGUCAAUCUUCUUGGAUAACAUGCAUUUAAAUAAUGUUGAUAAGAAGAGUGAAACAUCAUGUAUGGAUUCUGGUAGUUCAGAGAAAUUAGCACCAGGAAUAGAAAGAAAAAAUUCAGCAUCUUCUCUGUUUUCGUCAACUAUUUCUUUCUCACCUUUUGAUUAUGAAGAAAAGAAAUUAAUGGCUUUGAAAGCCAUCCGUAAGAAACCAGAAGGUGAAUCACGACAUCCAACUGAUGCUUGGUCGGGUAUGGGAUUUUCAAAAUCAAUGCCCGAAUCUGCCAUUAGAGAAAGAAUGGGACAGAUUGGUAUAUCUUCUAAAUACUGUGAACCUUCAAUGACGGCUUCAUAUCAGCCAACAACAUCAGAGAUAUCUGAAUGUUUAAAUAUAGAUCGUGAUCCAUGGAAAGAUCAAAUGGUAUCUGUUAAUGCUCCUAUGAAUAAAGCUCCUGGUGAAUAUCCUAGUCCUAGAAAGAAGUAUGAAUUUGGUUUGAGUAGUAGUAAUCAUGUGGAUAGUGCCAUAUUACCAUCUAAAAACUGGUCACAUAAAACUGAUUUAGCUGAAUUGUUUAGUACGAUGGGUCUUGGUAAAUAUACAGAUCUCUUCACACAACAAGAGAUUGAUAUUUCAACAUUUACAACACUGACUGACCAAGAUCUACGGGAACUUGGAAUCUCAACUUUUGGUGCAAGAAGGAAAAUGUUAUUAGCUAUUGCAGAUAUGAACAAGAGAAAAACAUUAAGAAAUGUCAACAUCCCUUCAAAUUCAUCUAGUACUGCCUAUACAAAUGAAAGUGAUACCAAUCAAAGAUCUCGACCAGAUUUUGCUAGUCUUAGUGGACGUUGGUAGCUGCUGGAUGGCUGAGUUUACGUUUGUUUGUUCUGGAAUUCUCUCCCCCCACCCUUUUUUUUUUUCAUGACAAAAAUCUUGGAACUGCGAGAAAGUGGACCUUAAAAGUUUCUAGUCUUCUGUUAUUGCUUCUUUAAUGUUUUUGAUGUUUAAUAUUUUUCUUCAUGUUGUUUACGUCUCACAAUCAAUCUUUAUAAUAAUUAAAUAUUUUAUUUUAAUUUGUAAUAAUAUAACAGAGAGUUAACCAUCAGUGAUAACAUUGUUUUUGUAUUUAUAAUAUUAAAUAUAGUUUUGAAUGUUUUCCGUCCAAAUGUUUUGUGAUAUACAAAGUCAUAUUUCUAUUAAUAGUAACAGAGUUGUUUGGUAGUGUAUUUUUUACACUGAGCUUUAUAAACUAUGCAUUUAUAUUUUUGUUUUUCUUUUUUGAUGGAUUUUUAUCGCCCGGUUUGUAUUUUUAUGAGCUUCAAUUUUUAACAUUUUUUUGACGAUAGGCUCUAAAACACCUUUCUUUUUUUUUUCACAGUUUAAGAAAUUUUUAUAUGAAAAAAUAUAUAACGAUGACAAUGACAUUUAUCUGCUUUUCUUUAAUAUUUAAUGCACAUUUAAUACUGGAAACCCUAGUCCAAAAAUUAUAAUUAAAGCAUAAUAAAUGAUAAUGGAUGAGAGGAAAUCAAGUAUUUAGAAUUGAUUUGUCAAAACUUAUUAUAAUAUUUAAAAUGACCGAAGACAUAUCUUAUUAAUGGGCGUCCUCGCUGAAGGAAUUCCCACCAGGCGUCGCUAGUUAAAACUCGGUUCCAUGUGACCUUAUCGAUGGUAAGAGACCCGUAUCGGGGUUAAAUUCAAUAUCAACGACCAAAACUAACGUUUGUCAACACACCAGUUUGUAAUAAAUGUACAGGAAAACAGUGCUGUAAGGUAAACAAUGAGGUCACGUGGGACCGCCUCACCUAUAAAUUAUGUCCCUUUAUCUCUAGCGAGGACGCCCAUUGGAAUUCUAUAGACGAAAAGACAGCACUAGAAUCCUUGAUUUGGUGUUAAAUUUAUUUGAUAAAAUCAUCACUCUUAACCAAUUGACAAAUAUCAAAUAUUAUGAAACUUGAUGUAGCUGACUUAAUCUACAAAUAGUAUGAUGCAUCUAGAUCAUGUAAAAUUAAAAAUUUGUCAUCAUCAUCAUCAUCAUCAUCACCUUCUAAUUUCUGAUUUCCUCUCUAUAAAAUUUAAUGAUCUGUCAAAAAUUGAUUGUGCCAAGCUUAAUUUAGUUACAACAUUCACUUGACAUUUUAUAUAUAGUUUAUUGUCACAUGGUAUAUAAGUAACUAUUAUUAUAUUAUUUGAAUUGGGUGUUAAACAACUAAAUAGUUGUUCUUGAUAUUUGUUGGAGGUUUAUUUUGCAUUGUUUGAUUAUUUUUGAUAGUUUUACAAUACUCAUAUAUUUUGUAUUUUAAUUUACCCAUUCUUUGAUACUAUUUCCACGAGAAAGUAUAAAUCAGUUGGUAUCUAUCAGAAAUUUUUAAAUUGUUUUAAAGAUAAAACUAAAUAUUUGAAAUAACUCUUCAAGAUGCAAUUUGAUAUUUGAAAUGACUCUUAAUUAAUGAUACAAUUUAAUACUCAAAUAUUUAUCAACACUUUUUGACAUAUAAUGAGUAAAAUUGAAUGUAAAAACAUCUUUUCAUGCAAUUCAUUUUCAGACAUAGCCCUUAUAACUGACAUGACAUAAUUUGUAGUCUUAAAUCCUAGCUAUAAAUUAUCAUAAAUUCUAGCUAUAAAUUAUCAUAAAUUCUAGUUAUGAAUUAUCAUUAAUUCAGACUACGAAUUAUCAUUAAUUCAGACUAUGAAUUAUCAUAAAUUCUAUCUAUAAAAUCAUAAAUUCUAGCUAUAAAUUAUCAUUAAUUGUAGUUAUAAAAUCAUUAAUUCUAGCUAUAAAUUAUAGUUAUGAAACCAUUAAUUCUUGUUACAGAUUUUCAUUAAUUCGAGCUAUAAAAUGUUAUUUCAAGUUAUUUGUUAAUAUGGAAUAAUUGAUACUAACUUGUAUUAAACGUUGAUAUUUUGAUUUUUGUAUAUAACGCUUUACUCCUAUGUGAUAUGUUUAUUUUUCUCAUGCAUAUAAAAUAUAUCUUUUAUUACUAUUACAUGUAUAAUUUGUUACGUUUCAGUUAAGGUCCACUUAGUAGAUCCUUUUAUUUUAUGGCAGAAAAUAGUCAGUAAUUUACUUAUGAUUUUGUAGUCAUGGUAUGAUUUUUGACUGUUGAAAAGGGAGAGCUCAGUUAUUUCUGUGUCCAGACAGUUUGACUUUGAAACAGAAGGUACCCACUACCAGGACUUAUAUUUGCCAGCCUUGACUGACCUGGCAGUGAAAUUGACCGCCGUUUUACAUUCAUAAAAUUAUCUUUUAGCCAUAAAACUCAAUAAACACAGUACAAUAUGGUUUUUAUUAGUAAAACAUGUAAAUAAAUAUACAUAAAAAAUAUCAAAUUGUAUGGAAAAGACUGACCAGCUGGUCAAAUUUUGAAGUGAAAGGCUGACACUCUCCACUAUAUUUUUAAAUUGCUGAAGGACUUGUUGGGUAUUUUUUUAAGAUUGAAACAGAGUUAGAAUUAUUUUCUGCCAUAAAAAGAUAAAUAUAGCUAAAACAAGAGAAGAUUGGCUUUGUGAAAUAAUCUCACACAGGCUGACGAGAUGGGCUUGUUUUUUCAUUGGUCCAAUUUUCCUAAACCCUUAAUCUAAUAUAUACAUGUCGGACUAGGCAAUCAAAUCCUAACUGGUGAUUUACAAAAUAGUAUAGCAGAAUUAAUUAUCUGUUUCCAAGGCAUUGGUAAUUAUACAUAUUAACAGCUAGCCAUCUUUCCAUGAUCGACAAUCAAAACCUACAUGUAGACAAUAGUUAGUAGUAAAAGGUUUUGUGCUUGCAGUAAUGUGACCAAUGAAAAUCAAGCCCAGAGCAGCCAAUGAAAAUGACUGUUAUUGUUUCCAUAUUUUGAUGAUGCAUGUGAAAUUUUUAAUUGUGUAUCUUGUAAUGGUAUUGUUAUAUAAUAUAUAAAGGCUAGGUUACGUUGGUUAAUUAUUAUUGUUAUAGUUUGGUUUAUAUUUUCUUAAGAUUUAGUUAAAAACUCGUCAAAAUAUCUAAUACUGUUAUUAAAUGAAAGAUAUAUUUGCAUAUUAUAUAAAUGAAUCUCAACAUAAUAAAUGAUAAUGUUAUAAUAUGUUUUUUGAUUGAAUAAAAUGUGUCUAGUUGCAUAAAGCAUACAUAAAUUUAACCCUUUAGCACCUAGUACAUGUAAAUAUUGACUAUGCCAGUUCCCCGAAAAUUUCUAGAGAAAAGUUCUUUUUAACAUUGAGUAUUGUAGCUCAUUUUCGAAACUGCCUGAAACUACUGCUGCCUAGACCACCUAAAAUCAUUGUGGUCCUGAUGUAGUUCACAGCUAUUCACAUGACUUGUGCAGUUUUAAGGCACUUGAGGGAGUGGGGGUGAUAAAGGGUUAAGUCAUUUCAAAUGUUUGAGUUUAAUGCUAUGAACCACUGGAAAUUAAAAUGUCCAGUUACCAAUUGAAUUGUAAACAAAUGUAUUUUUGUUCAAUUGGUUUUAGAAGUGCUGCAUAAUGAAUGACAAGUUAUUUGUAUUUCAUUUACCAAUAUAUAUUAGGGCUGAGACCACUAUUUAAUACUAUUCUCCAUUUGAUUGAUUUUUAAAUAAUAAAUGAAAAAUGCUUUCAUUACCAGUAAGUUUGAUUAGAUUUAGCAGUGGAAUUCCAUUUUUUGUUUUAAUUGGAAUUCCAUUCUUUUGAAUGUUUAUAAUAAAAAUUGUUGAACUCAAAAAGUCGUUUGUUUGGAAACAUGAGAUUAAAUGUAAAUUUCCCGCACAUGACAUAGAUCCAUGCAUAACACAAACGCAUUAUAUAUCAAAAUGUUCAGUUUGGUGGUACAUGUAGUCUGAAAUUCUAGUGUUUUGUAAAACUUAAUCCGUCCAAUGGACUGUUUGCAGUUUAAAAGCCAUAAUUAUAUAUUUUAUGAUAUAAAAAAUAAAAUAAUUUUGUGAUGUAUGUUAAAAUGAGAUUAUAUGCUUGUAAAUUGCCGUCCAUGGAUUUUGUCUUUAUAUUAUCAUUUAUAAAAAUGAAAUAAAUGUAGUCAAAUAUUGUAACCACAAUACUAAUUUUUUUUGCAAAUAAAUAGAGAUCCAGAGAAAAUUCAACUAUCAAA